GUGCUCGCGGGCCAGCCCGACCCGCUGGUCGACUUCUGCGAGGAGCAGUCGCCGCUGGAAGCGGCGAAUUGGUUUCGCCACGCGGCCCCGCCAGUCGCCCGCAGGGCCCCUGCCAUGCCGCGUGUCGUCCCUGCGACCUCCCUCGAGUCGGUGCUCAAGCUGCAGGUGCUCAUGGAGGGUGCGCGGGUGGGGCGCAACGGGCCUGCGGCUGCCAGUGCUGGUGCUGAGGGCCGUGCCGCUGGCGCCUUCGCACCGCCGCCGUAUGCCGCGGCCAGCGGGUGUGAGGGCAGUGAGGGCGACUGCAGCAGCAGCGAGGAGGUCAGCCUCGGCGCGGGGCUUGGUGCGGGAGAGGCGGAUGUGGCCGCGGCCUGCUCUGCCAUCCCCGCCGCCUUUUCGGGGCCCAGCGGCGACGUCCUGGAGCGCCUGGGCCGCUACAGUGCGGCGAUGCAAAACGGCGGCGGCAGCGACCAAUCGCGCGAUGGGAGGGUCGCAGUGGCCGUGCGCUGCGAUGCCGUUGUGGGGGCUACCUGGCGUCUGGAGCGGGCCGAGGCGUUCGAGAGCCUCCAGGCGCGAUUCGCGCAGCUAGCAGCCCGAGCCUCGCGGGCGCGGGAGCUGGCCGACGCGCGCGAGCAGCAAUAA
Molecule: messenger RNA, 639 nt
Organism: Prorocentrum cordatum
Lineage: Eukaryota; Dinophyceae; Prorocentrales; Prorocentraceae
Source: the annotation of a GenBank genome assembly